AUGGUCGUCCUCGGUCCUCGACCAUCAAUCCAGAAGAAAAAGAUCGGUUUUUCCUCUCCUCCAUCAAUGAUAACCUCUCUGCUUCUGUCACUUUUUAAGUUCUUUGUCUCGGCUUUGCCUCGGAUCGUUCUUCGCAUCGCUAACUUGAAUCUCACCCAAUCGAUUCUCAAGAAUGUUGCCUUUGACUCCUUUCCAUUCGACCAUCCAAACCACACCGCCAUCUGCUCGCCAGUCUACUUAAUAUCAAUCCAAUCCACGUCCAAGUCGCUUUGCCCGUUACUGGUGUAUUCUCUGUCUCAAACUUGCCACAACCUCUCCGAUCCUUCUCGGUUAAGCCUAGCUGCCGACUCGAUCUCGCUACUCGCAUCCCCAUCGUUUGUUCUAACCUCACUACCGUCACUCAAUCAACCCAAUUCUAUGAAACACUGCCACCUCCGCUAUCGUUAUUAAACUCGCCGCAGCCGCGUCCUAUUCACUGUUUGCCUAUCUCAACCACACCGCUGUCUGCUUGCCGAUAUCCAUAUCAUCGAUCCGAUCCUCUCCCUAACCGCUUUCCCAUCACUUGAUGUAUCCUCUGCCUCGAACUCGCCUUGGACUUCCCCGCCGUUAUGACCAACAACGGUUCCGCCAUAGCUACAUCCCUAUUGCUUUUCUUUUUGCCUAUCCAGACCAUGCUGAUUUCCACUCGCCAAUCUCUGCAUUCCCUCAAAGAAGUCUUCAUUCCUUCAAAGAAGUCAAACCCGAUCGUCGUAAGAACAACAUCCUCGUCAACCUCGCCCACUGAAUCAUUGUCACAUUAACCUAAUCGUUGUUGUUGCUUCCGUCUUCUCCUGCUGUUCCAUCUUACUUUUCCUAUUCCAAGAAAUACAAGCUAUCACUAUGACUGUAAAAAAAACAAAAAGAGAAGAGAGAGAAAAAAAACCUUCCAAUUGCUGACUUAUGAGUUGCUUGAUAUCUUUCCCCAUCAUCCAAAUUAUACACAACUGACUAACACUACAAAGGUAAAGAAAAGGCCUUUU
Messenger RNA from Puccinia graminis f. sp. tritici CRL 75-36-700-3, 1019 nucleotides. RefSeq lists its product as uncharacterized. The transcript is spliced from 3 exons. The record is from RefSeq and is a predicted model, not a curated record. The coding region runs from base 1 to 450 and encodes 149 amino acids. NCBI's taxonomy places the organism in Eukaryota, Fungi, Basidiomycota, Pucciniomycetes, Pucciniales, Pucciniaceae.